Messenger RNA from Bombus pascuorum, 6514 nucleotides. RefSeq lists its product as uncharacterized. The annotation marks the transcript as partial. Gene Ontology annotation, biological process: negative regulation of fibroblast growth factor receptor signaling pathway; negative regulation of MAP kinase activity; multicellular organism development. Lineage: Eukaryota; Metazoa; Arthropoda; Insecta; Hymenoptera; Apidae. The record is from RefSeq and is a predicted model, not a curated record. Gene Ontology annotation, cellular component: membrane; cytosol. The transcript is spliced from 2 exons.
AACGGAAGUGCCGAAAGUGUGGAUACCUUGGACUACGAGCCGCCCCCGGUGCUGCCACCGCGGCGCCCGCCCUGGCCGUUUAACAGCCCGAGCAGCACCGCCUCAAGGUACAUCGGGCAGCGCACCACCACAAUCGCCGCCACCACGUCCCCGUUGACACCGACGGCGGCUACGACGACUAUCACGUCGACGACGCCACUGACGACGACGCUUGUACCGGCGCCGUCCGCCUCUCAAGGCUCAACGACCUCCUCGUCUGCGCGAGUGUCGCCGCAGCCGCCACCCUUGACGCCGCCCCAGUAUCCUGCGCCUCCACGGCCCCCUAGUCGAAACGGUGGGGAUGAAGCGCGUGUCGCGAGGGCGAGAGGAAGCGGACGCGGAGCAUUACCGAGCCUCAUCCUCGCUAAUGGAACGCCCUUGUCGAGAGUGUCACCACCUCGCGCGGGCUGGGCAGUGCGGAUCAACGAGGCGAUACUUACUACCCCGAGUCAAUCAACUCAUUAUCAGCAGCAGCAGCAGCAGCAGCAGCAACAGCAACAGCAGCACCAUCAGAACCAACAGCAUACAUCGAGUCCAGGAUCACCGAGAGCCAUCGAACAAUGGGCUAGCGAGCGGGCAGCGUCGUCGGCUUUAUCGGUUCGUCGUUCCGCAUCACCAUCCUCGCCAGAAACAGCAAGGAGACCGGGAACAGGAUCGCCGAGAAGGACUCUCUCGUCGUCGAGUCGAGUUAGGCCGGGUGGCGCAGGCGGAGGUGGAGGAGGAGGAAGUGGAAGUGGCGGAAGAGGAGCAGAAAGGGGCGCAGAGAUCGGUAACGGUAUCCAUUUCGCGAAUCACUGGCAGGAGGAAGAAGAGCUGGAGGCGAAGAAGAAGGAGGAGCACCGGAAGCGUUGCGUGGACGCAGCGGCGCGUUGCCAAGCCGAGCAUCUUGAACUGAGAGGUCGGCCGAUGUCGCAGAACAAUGCGAUCGCGCCGCUUUCGCGGCCGCCUUCUUCGCAGACGAACGCGAAUGCCGCAAACAACGGUCUCGACACCGCCAGCACAGUCAUCAUCACCGACAACAUCGCCAACACCAACUCCAACGACGACGGAGACGCGCGCUUCGUUCAACAACAGGGCGUCGUCGGUGGUCGCGUGCACGAUCACAACCGACCGUUUCCGCCACCUAGAUUGCCCAGCGUGCACGUCGCGGCCGCCUCAGCCACUACCGCACCUCCCGCAGCCUCGUCGAGUCCGAGAGUAUUGGUCACCGCUCCGCUCAGUCCGCUCUCGAGCACCUUCCGGAGCAGGCCGAGGAACGUCGACAUUUCGAACGAGACGAACGCCCGGGGGUUGUUGUCGAACGACACGCCACCGAGAAGUCCCAUAAGCGAGGUGAGCCUCACCGUGCCUCGACCGGAUGGAGAGAGGGCAAUCAACGAGUACGUCGAGGCACCGUUCAAACAUUCGAACCAGGAGCGACGCGUCAUCGACGAUGAAAACAAACGUGGGAUCGGUACUGCUGAUUGCCCGAAGAUCGACCGAAGGCAUCGUCAGAAGGGUGUGACGGACGCGUCUGUCGCGGCGACACAUCGGUUGCACGCGAGUAGGACUCAAGCGUUUCGCGGAUUGAUCGCGAGCGGGACGAACGCGGCCGCAUCCGCGGAUUCGAUCGCCGCAAACACCGCGACACCGAACGCCGUGACCAAGCAGCCGGUCUCGUUUACCAAGGAACCGGCCAACAGCCUCGCCUCUAGAACUUACGAUCCGGCCGGUUUGUCGAUAAUGUGCAAUUUCUGCGGUCGAUGUCGCUGCGAGUCUUGUCGGGAACCGCCGCCAUUGCCGAGCAAAUGGUUGUGCGACAACAAAUGCUUCUGCUCCGCCGACACGAUCCUCGAUUACGCUUCUUGCUUGUGCUGCGUGAAAGGACUGUUUUAUCAUUGCGUGGACGGGAACGGCGGCAGUGGAAUCGACGGGGAGGCGGCCGGGAGCUGCGCGGACGAACCAUGCUCUUGUACGGGGAACAGGAGGGCCUCCAGGUGGGCUUGUCUCGGUGCCCUUACCCUCGUCAUGCCUUGUUUAUUGUGCUACUGGCCGUUCAAGGGCUGCGUCGCUUUGUGCGAAAUAUGUUAUGCCCGGCACGCCGCUCAGGGAUGCAGAUGCAACCCGAACACGAUCGGGAACGCCGGGAAUAGGCAUCAUCCGAUCGCCAACGACAUCGGGGACUCGAGGGAUCCGGAGAAAAGGUUGCUCGACCCGGUUACACCGGAACUCUAAUAGUUGGGUAUUCCGAUACCGGCAAUACACGUGGUAUAUCGCCGUCUCUCGCGAACAGAGAUGCCAAGGCUCUUUUAUGCACAGGAUUAUCGUGAGGGAGCAAAAUGAAAAAUUGCAUUAAGUACAAGAGUUGCAUUUAAGUUGAGAAACGAUAUCGAAGAUUCUGACGAAUUUGUACGUCUGACGUCGCGAGUGUUUUAUUUAUUAUUCUUCCAUGCGCGCGCGAAAGUGCGAAGCGAGCGAGAUAGUUUGAAAGAGCAAGAACGUGUACGAAUGGAAGAAUGCGAGUAUCGUGUAGUAGUGGUAGGAAGGAAAGGAGGAGGUGAAGGAGAUGAAGAAAAAGAAGGAGGAGGAGGAUGGAAGAUGGGCGAAGGGUAGAAAGGCGGCGGAGAAAGGGCGAGAAAGAUUGACAAUGUACUACGCGAGCGUGCGUAUAAACGCAGAGACAUACCACUUACGUAUAGAUAGGUCUAUACAUGAUAGAAUAUAUAAAUAGUACGCGCACACACAGGGAGCAAAUGCGAGCGUGACCAAGCGAAUGCGUGGUAACAGUAAGCGAGCGUACGAGAGAGAAAGAAAAGAGAGAGAAAGCGUGAAAGUAAAUAGACGAACCACUAAAGUAUAUUGAACGCGAGCACGUGUACGCGCGUGUACACGCGUUCCUGCUGUUACUUUGCUCGAAACGCGUGUACACGCGUCUACGCCUAGGUUAUAGAUAUGUAUAUUGUAUAUUACAUUUGUAUAAAGAAGAAACUUUUCUACGGUUAAUUUAUUCGUGGCUGCAUCGCCAAGUAACACAUAAAGUUUCACAGUAGGAGCACGACACGGAGAGAGGGGGCGAGAGAUGUUUGAUCAGCAGGCGGCGAAAGAAUUCGGAAGGCGUCCUGCCCGACUGGACUCGAUUAUUUUCUGAAACCGUGUUCCAGUCGCUUGCAUCUCGCGAUAAAAUACGUAUAUAAGAAUCGAAAAAGGAAGGAAUAAAGAUACGGAGGGGAAGAAAAAGGGUGAGGGGGGAGAAGGGGAAGAGACGGAGAAAGAAAGCUCUGAAAAGAAGCAUUGUCCGCGUUUCCGAGCGUUUUCCUCCGCUCGGUACACGAUGUAUACGCUUUUAUACUCGUUAACACUGUUGUAUCGAGCGGCCCUGUCGAGCGUUAGAGAGCGGUAUGACACGAGAUCGAGAUAAUGCACGCGUUCGGGCUGCGUGAGAGCGAGAGCGCUAUGUAAGUCUGUAAGAAUGAACGGUUGCAUCUAUAUGUGUAUCUGUGUGUAAGUGUUGGUGUACGUGUGUGUAUGCGUAUGUAUGUAUGUAUGCGUGUAUGGGUGUGCUUCAUGGGGACGACGAGAAUGCGGGCAGAUGGGAAAAGGACAAUUGCGUGGGGGCAUAAGCGUGAGGAGAAGAGAAGUACGGCACAGAACAGAACGAAUCAGGGAAGGGGGAGGAAAGAGCACAACACGCCUGAAAUCUCUUACGUACGUAUACGUAUUUAUAUACGUUAGGUAGUCGGGCGUCGUUUUCCAUUUCGUUAAUUCUCUUCCUUUUUUCCAGUAUUAUCUAGUCGUGCGAGUUUAAUUAAAUAUCGUUUCAUUAAGGUACGUGGUACAAAGCGAUACACGCGUCGUGCGGUGGUGUAGUUGACAGGCCGUUUCGCCGGUGUUGCUCCGCUCUUCUAUAACGCGAGAGUGAAUUCGCGACUCGGGAUCCUCUCUUUUUUUUUUUUUUUUUCUUCUUUCGCUUUUACGAACGCCGAUUUAACGUGUAUACACGGAUAAUCGCUUUCCUCGUUGGUUCGACUCUACUUCUCUGACCAAGAUUUUGAAAUAAUUAACGCCUUCGAGACUCUGGUGUUGUGGAGAGUCGAGCCGCCGCUCCAGCCUGGAGCGGCGUUUAAUUGCACGGUAACAGCGCUUCCCACGCGGACGGAAUUCACCGAACGAAGGUGUGUUAACUUUCCAUUCUUGCUCGAGCGGCUUGAUCGUUGAGGUAUGUCGACGUUCCACGGGACACCGUCAUCCUCACGACCACGAUCACGUUCGUUUCUUUUAUUGUCGAGACUGUCUAAACCGUUUUUCCAACAGAUACCACCGACACCACCGUUUUAUCCAUGUUUGAAACGCAUCGAACGAAAUAUACGAGUAGUCCUUGCAUUUUUGGCACAUUUCGCAAAAGAUGAACAAACGAUCGAAGACGCGCGUACCGUUAACGCGUACGAAGACCACAACGAAAAGUAAUUCCUUGGAAGUUGGUAAAUCACGAGAGGGGGGUCGAAAGGUUGGAAAACGUGUCACGGGAAGAGUGAUUGCUCGGCGAAGCGGCUUUUCUUCCGAUUGCUCGUUCGGCUUCGUUCGUCGCGAAGAGACAGCGAGAAACGAGAAGAAACCACGCGUCCACUCGUUUGCCGCAGUGUUGACUUUCGAGAAUCGUCCGCGAUAGAACCUGUCGCGGAGUGAACGUGGCGGGAAACGAUCGAACAUCCAACGAAUCGCAAUAUCCCGAAAUCAAUCCCCUCUCGUAGGUUCGCCCUUCCAAGUCGAGAGAAUAGGAGAACGCAUGGUACAGGGAGAACGUUCCGCGGAUCAGCCGUAAUUGGAAACUUUGGGUGCGUUGAUCGUAUAGCCUUUCACGACUCGCGAAACCUUCGACGUUCACCGAUUUGAUGUUGCGAGCAUAUUUGGUGCAAAUAAAAAAGAUACAACGAGACCAUUGGAAACCGUCCGGUUCUCGCAAGCAUUCGUCCAGUGUUUGAAAACUGCCUUUUUUCUAUUCAACCUUUUAACGACGAGUAAUAUUUUUUAUUUGAUCUUCGGAACGGUACUUUAUAUACACGAGGAACGAACCGUCUGGCUGAAAAAUGUUGAAACAAAGGUGAACCGGACACACAUCGAGCCCUGGGGCAAAAAGACAAAAGUGUUAAUCAAGGAGUACGUCGCGACGAUCCCAUUGAUGCGUUUUGUGCAUACCUAUGCGCGCGCCUGUAUGUAUAAUAUGUAUGGUUGCAUGUGUGUGUGCGCGCGUGUCUCGCGAAGCAAAAAGGAGAAAUGUAUGUUUUUAUUAAUAUUAACUAUAUAUGCUCUGUAUAUGUCUUGUAAAUAUUAUAUAUAUAUAUAUAUACAUAUAUGCAUAUAUAUAUACAUAUGAAUUAUAUAUAUACAAACAUGUAUAUAUACAUGUAUAUAUAUAUACAUAUAUAUUUAUGCAUUUCUGUUUAACAUAUUGGAAGCAGUAGUUUGAGGACAGCCAAAAUUGUUUCCGAUUAUUUCGAUUCUCCGAUUAAUUUAGAGAUUCGUCUAUCGUUCUUUGCAAUAUCAUUUGUCUGGUGCGCAGAGGUUAUCCCACGAGUCGAGACAUCUGAUCGAUUCCUCCCUGUCUCUCUUGCUUAACAUUUUCUCUUCCGUAUCAUCAAUCUUUGGUCUUUCUUUCGACGUUUGCCACAUCGUACUUAUAAACAGCGACAGAUUUCGAAAUACAUUUACAAUGGAAAUACUUGCAAAAAUUUGAAGGAGAAUACUCAUCCACCCUUUGUAUCAUCGUAGCGAUCAUCUUCUCGUUAUUUCGGAUAAAAUAAUAGAUCGACGAGAUAAGAACAAAGAGAAAUAAAAUUCGUAACGUGUAUGUCUACGUUGUUUGAUGGAAAACGAUCGAGAGAAAGACAAGGAUACAGCCUGCCGCGAGAUCAGGAAAUCUGUCCAAAAUCGUCAAAAAGAAAAACAGAUUGCGAUAAACAAGGAAAAUAAAUAGAUGUAUCGUCGUAUCCAGGUUCGAUCAGUUUCUUCUACGGUGAAUAAGCUCUCGUCGCAUCAGCGUCGUUACCGUGUAGUCUCCUUGCGAAACCUGAUUCUUUGGGACAUUGUAAUCGCAAAGCGUUUAACAUCGACGUAACUACGAUAUAUGUCUUACGCACACGGACGUACAAUAUUAAAAAAGAACAAUGUGGUGUAAAAAAUGAAGAAACGUACCAAUUCGGUGUAUUAAUCCCCUCGCCCCCCCUCCAUGGACGAUCGAUACAAAUUCGCCUCAAACUGAACAAUCUUUCUACCUUUGAUAAAUAAUAUAUUGCAAUGACUAAUAAAACGGCACAAGAAAAAAAUAAGAAAAGAGAGAGAGAAAGAAACAGGAGAAUAGAAAAGAACGAAAAAUUCCAUUACUUCCGGUUGAUGCGAAUUUGUUACGUCCAUAGGAAUGCGUUGACGCACAUGUUGUUAUCUAAUUGUUAGUAGAUUCAGGUUUAUACCGGCAAUUGUUAAUAAAGUUAGUAAGCAAAUA